AUAAUACCAACUUGUCGACUUUCAUUCCGGUCAAAAUGUCUAAACUACAGUUGCUGAACGUGUAUGUUACUGAACGACUAACAGCGGCUGUUGCAGAGAUAUCCGUGGCGGUCGACAGAACAGUAGUAGAGUUGUAUGAAGAAAUCUCCCGUUCUAAGGAGGAGAAUAACCGUCUGCGAAGGCUGUUGGAUUUGGUUUUCAACCCGGAGAUAAAGUUACACAAAGCAGAUGCCCAGCAGCUCACUCUCCCCAUAUCUGAAGAGGAGGUUCCCCCUGAGCAGCAGCACUGUGAGCAGGAGUGGAGCCCCAGUCUGAUUCAGGAGGACCCAGUGCCCACACAGAUUAAAGAGGAACAGGAGGAACUACAGACCAGUCAAGAGGAAGAUCAGCUUCUAGGGACCUUUGAUACCAAAGACUCCAUAUUCACUUCUCCCUGUGUGGAAAGUGACUGUGAUCAGGAGAACCCAUCUCAGCCCUCACAUCUACACCAAACCCAAACUGUGGAGGACAGAGAGAGGGACUCUCUACUCACCAACACAUCUAUAGAGAUCAAACUAGAACCUGAUGUGGAGGACUACAUAGUAUCAGAACCAGCCAGUGACUCUCAGCCCCUCUCUGCAGUAACUCCAGACUGUUCUGCAGCUCAGAGUGAAAACAUGGAAAGUGAUGAUGAGGUGGAGAGUAGAGGACAACAAUCAGGGUCUUUGACACUCGAAUCAAAGAGAAAACAGAUUGAGAAUGAAGAAAGCUGUCAUACCAAUGCUGGAGGCAGGAUGGCCACAAUGUUGCCCCGUUUGACAUCUAGUCAAAUUUAUUCUGCUCCUUAUUGUUGUAAGGUUGCCACAGGCCUGAACCAAGCUAAUACAAGAGGACGUCCAGCUGCUGACGCCUUACACCCUCCAAAGCCACCCAAAGUGGUCCGUACUGGAGUUACUGAUGAUGUCCGCACGGAUCAAAUUGAACACUGGCCAGUGAAGUGUGAGACGCGGGGUCGCUGCAAAGUCUGCCAGAAAAAUGUAACGAAUACCCUCUGUCAGAAAUGUGACGUAAGACUGUGUUUCACUUUUGAGAGGAAUUGCUACAAGUUGUACCACAUGCCUUAGUGCAAGAUGUUUACGAUGCAGGAAUAAUUACACACUGACACGAUGAACAACUUGUUCAAUAUAUAUGAUGCUUCUUUUGGAACGUGGAUUUCAGAAGUGAUGAGUCCGGCUUCAUGAUUAAUGUUUAUAUUUCGAUGGUUUUAUGCCAUUGUAUUGCUAUUGUUGUAUUUAAACGCAAUGUUACACAUUGAUACACACACACUCUCUCUCCUGUCUUUAUCAGAGUUGAAUAUGUUAUGAAUUAUUAUUGAGAUUUUGUGUAUUUAUUAAGAUUUUGCCAUUUCUUUUGCAAUUCAGGACUUAACUCAGGGUUAUACUUGGUUCACAUUGAAAUAGAGCUGUAAGAUUUGAUAAACUGAGUGGUUUCUGUGUUUUGUAUUUAAAAGAGACAUGUUACAGUAUAAGUCAUAUGUUAUUUGGGUCUCCUAAUCACAGCUUCAUGUUCAUGCAAGGACAACUGGGUCUGGGUAUCUAAGGAUUAAAUGUCAUAUGAGAACUCAUACAAGGGAGAAAUAAUUUAGGUGUCAACAAUGUGGAAAAUCAAAUCAAACUUUUUGUCACAUGCACCGAAUACAACAAGUGUAGACUUUACUGUGACAUUCUUAUUUACAAGCCCUUAACCAACAGUGCAGUUCAAUAAGGGUUAUGAAAGUAUUUGCCAAGUAGACAAAAGUAAAAUGUAAUAAUAAAAAGUAACACAAUAAGAAUAACAAGGCUCUAUACAGGGGACACCGGUACCGUGUGCAGGGAUACAGGUUAGUUGAGGUCAUUUGUACAUGUAGGUGGGGGUGAAGUGACUAUGCAAAGAUAAUAAACAGAGAGUAGCAGCAGUGUACAAAAAAGGGGGGGGGUGAAUGUAAAUAGUUUGGUAGCGAUUGAAAUGUUCAGCAGUCUUAUGACUUGGGGGCAGAAGCUGCUGAGGAGCCUCUUGGUCCUAGACUAGCACUCCGGUACCGCUUGCCGUGCGGUAGCAGAGAGAACAGUCUAUAGCUUGGAUGACUGGAGUCUAUGACAAUUUAUGGGCUUUCCUCUGACACUGCCUAAGCAAAGGUAUAUACUGAACAAAAAUAUAAAUGCAACAUGUGUUGGUUCCAUGUUUCAUGAGCUGAAAUAAAAGAUCCCAGAAAUGUUACACAAGCACAAAAAGCUUAUUUCUCUCAAAUUUUGUGCUUCAAUUUGUUAAGAUCCCUGUUAGUGAGCAUUUCUCCUUUGCCAAGAUAAUCCAUCCACCUGACAGGUGUGGCAUAUCAAGAAGCUGAUUAAACAGCAUGAUCAUUACACAGGUGCACCUUGUGCUAUGGACAGUAAAGGCCACUCUAAUCUUAAUUGUCAAGGUAAUGGGUGAUUUAAACUUAGACCUCAAUAGACGUCAGGACCUUGGCACCUUACCACUGUGAGCGAACCGACCAGAGCUGCAUUUGUUACAUUUUAUUAUCAGAGUGUGCCAGUGGACUGCUGCUUUAGUGAGAGUGUUUCUUGUGAGGGUUUCUGUCCUCAGAUACAGAGAGCUGUGAAAGCCUGUCUGCAGAUGGACAGGUCCCAAUGAGGAGCAGUGGUUCUCAGUCCUGGUCCUGGGGACUCAAAGAGGGGCACAUUUUUGUUUUUGCCUUAGUACUGCACAGCUGAUUCAAAUGAUCAACUCAUCAUCAAUCUUCAAGUGGUAUUUAUGUAUUCAUAUUGAUGCUAUCCUUGAUAUGAUCCUGCUGUUGUCACAUGCUACACAUGCACAUGCACACCCAUCUAUCCAAUGUUAUCGUGAUUUGAUAUGAGAUAUUAUACUUUAGUAAUCCACCAUGACCUGGUGCUGUAAAAGUCUAAUAAUUACAUUAUCUUCCAUAUUCCUACAGAUACCUUGUAACUGAAGAUUCCUUCAAAAUGAUUUCCUACAGUUACCACUGCCUCGUGGGGGAAUUCAGGUGUGUGAAAGCUACCUGUGUCCUGCAUAACUUCAUGAGGAUAGACAUGAGGACCAGGAGGGGAUCUGCAGCUCGCAGCCGUGUGCCAGAGGAGAAGUCUGCUGCUCUGCAGGAUGUUUCAAGCAUGGGGACCAACAACGCAGAACGGGAGGCAACCCGUCUGGGAGCACUUCCACUCCUACUUCUUCGAAGAGGGUGCUGUUCCCUGGCAACACCAUAGACUACACUAUGCACAACCAAAGGCUAUUUUAAGAGACAUUCACAUUGCAACAACAGUAUUCCUCCAUUUACGUAGCUGUCAACUGCAGUUAUUAAAUUCCCAGUUUCUCUCCCUUUGAUAUCUACUUCUCAGGUGAAGGUGCUGUUUAGGUAAGGGUGUGAUGUCUGUACAAAACCAAAACAGGCUAUUUUAAAUCACCCAUGUUGAAAAAAAGUAAAACAAUUAGACAGCCUAUAACCCACACCUAUAUGCUAUUGUAUCAAUCUGAUUGAUGCAUUGUGUUGUGCAGUAAGCAGGCACAGGUGUAUAACUGGUUCCUUCCACAUUCAAAGAACAGGCAAGAGGACCAACUAUGGAGAAUAAUAAGACACUUCCUUAUUUAUAUAACUACGCUAUAUUGUUUGUCCUCGUGUGUCUGUGCAUGUUUUUCAGUAUAAAGUACUCUGCAGCCACUUAGUGUGGACACCAGGUGAGGCCACACACAUAUUCCUGUUGAACACUGUCUCUUUAACUACCUUAUUUUCUCAAUAACAGUCUCUCCUUCACUUCAUCCCUCUCCCCCUUCUCCCUAAAUCCUCUAGGGUUAUAUCAGCUGUGUUGGUGAACCCCUCCCACAUCUGAACUGGCUACAUAGAGGGCACAGCAUGAUCAGAGGUGAGAGGUCACUUGGUCGGGUCAACAGGAAGUAUUAUUAAAGAGAUGCUUUACAUUGAAAUACAGAUAGAGAUGCAGUCAUCCCAGAGUUAAUGAUCCAAGGUUAGUUUUACCUGUUACCAAGGUCAGUUUUGCAUUUCACCUCCUGAUGAUUAUGAUGCCUGACAGUGUUAGAAUAAAGACAAAACACAAGGCUUAAACAUGCUCUCUCUUUCUCCAUCUGUCUGCAGGUAUGUUUUG
Messenger RNA from Oncorhynchus masou masou (cherry salmon), 4133 nucleotides. RefSeq lists its product as uncharacterized. The coding region runs from base 36 to 1103 and encodes 355 amino acids. The transcript is spliced from 3 exons. The record is from RefSeq and is a predicted model, not a curated record. NCBI's taxonomy places the organism in Eukaryota, Metazoa, Chordata, Actinopteri, Salmoniformes, Salmonidae.